This is a messenger RNA of Onychostruthus taczanowskii (white-rumped snowfinch), 1902 nucleotides long. It is a transcript of the gene IL12RB1, whose product is annotated as interleukin 12 receptor subunit beta 1. Lineage: Eukaryota; Metazoa; Chordata; Aves; Passeriformes; Passeridae. Gene Ontology annotation, molecular function: protein binding. The record is from RefSeq and is a predicted model, not a curated record.
CCACCUCCUACUGGGAUGUCCUUCUCCAAGACUGGUGGCCAGCUGAGGCUGCGGGUGCCACGGCCACAGUGCUGGAGCCUGAAGCAGCCACCACAGCACGAGGCUCGCUUCUGGAGGGUGACAUGUGAGACCAUGAUGGUGACAGCUAAAGAAAACUCAGUGACCUGUGCCCUGGGGGUCAAUAGCACCUUCGUGGUCCAGCUCCGGCACAAGCCUCCCCAUUGGAGCAGCUACUGGAGUGACUGGAGCAGCAACAUCUCUGUUCCCGAGGAAAUCCUGAGGAGGCCGGUGCUGAGCCAUCAGCUGGGCAAACUGGGGAGAGACGGGCAGCGGGUGCUGAGGCUGAGCUGGCAGCCAGUCCUCAAGGAGCAGAGGAAUGUCACCUACAAGCUGCACGUCAACAUGCUGGCGUGUGGCUGUGCAGGGUCACAUGAGGAGGACACGGUGGUGCUGCCCGGGGAGGUGACAGAGCACAACCUCACCCUCUCCGGGGCGGAAUACGAAAUCCUGCUGACCGCCGGCAAUGCCGCGGGGCCGGGGCCGGCGCGGCAGCUCCGUGUGCCGGCAGAGCAGCGCGCAGGUACCGCCCCUCCAGAAACGCUGAGCUCCCCCGGCAGCCCUCAGGGCGUUAUUUUUUCCAGCUACCCCGAAUAUCCCCCGUUUCAUCCAGAUCUCAGCUUCAAGGAGAUCAGCGUGGCCGGCAGCAGCGUGACUGCGCAGUGGGAAGCGCCGGUGGCCGGCGAAGCCUUCUGCUUCGAGCAGCAGACACUGCCAGGGCCUCCCAAACAGGGAGUCUGCAUCGGGCAGGAAUUCCCUGCCAACAGCACCCACGUGCAGACAGGAGCGCUGGGAGCGCCGGGCUGUCACCGCCUCGCCGUGCACGGCUGGGACACGGAGCGUGGCUGGGCCACCUUCGCCCUGUGGCACCACUACUCCAGCAACGGUGCGUAUUCCCUGGACGUGCCCUUCAACAUCAGCACCGGGGGUGCCGCGGUUGUGCUCCAGUGGGAGCCGUCCCCACGGGCCGCCUGCCCCGGCGCGCUGGCCAAGUACCUCGUCUGCCACGUGGCCGAGGGGGACAACGUGACCUACAGUGAAGUGGAUGCCACGGCAUCAAACUACACCCUCCAAAACCUCCAGCCUGGCACAGGCUACAGGGUGGGUGUUUGGGAGGUGACAGAGGACAGCGAGAGGACCUGCAGUGCUUGGUGGCCCUUCCAGACCAAGGCACUGGGUCCCCAGGGAGCACCGUGGAGAGGCAACCUGAACUACCUGGGCAUCUGGCUUGGUGUCCCUGCUGCAGCUGCCAUCUACCACCUGAGCAAAAGGAGGGCUCGCCGCCUCCUCUUCCCACCCCUUCCCAAGCCCGUGGGCACCAAAGCCAUCCAGUUCUCGGCCGGCGACAUGAGCCAGGGCCAGCCCCGGACAGGCCUCCUGGAGCCCUCGGAGAGGUUCAGCCCAGCCGAGCUGCUGCUGCCGGAGCCGAAUCCCAGCGAGGAGACGACUGACACGGGCACCCAGAGUGCGGUGCCACACCCCGACGUGUCGCAGCCCAGCCCGGCGCUGGAAAAGCCGGCGGCAGCGGUGAUGUCCCUGCCGGGCUGUGGGGAGGAGCUGCCCUUCGCCUACCGCAGGCAGGAGAUGCUGAGCCCGGUGGGAUCUCCACCCUCUGGCAGCACCAGCUGCACCGGGCACCCACCCAGAGAGGAGGAGGAGGAGGAGGAAGAGGAGGGGAGGCAGGGGCUGCACCAGCCGCUGAUCCCCAUUGCCCUGCUCAUCUCCGACAAACCCAUCAUCAUCAGGGAUGAGGAAGGAUGGGAUCCCCCGCCAUCGGCAGGCUGGAGCGGCGGGGAUGGGCACGGGGCGUCCCCUGGAACGCGGAGUGUCUGUGUGGGACGCUGA